AAAAAUUUUCUAUCUCUGCUGCUAGUUGGCCACCAAACGAUUUCAUUUCAUUCUCGAAGGUUUUUCUCGGCGAGCAACAUCGGGUCUUUGUGCUAUUGCGUGUCAUAUUCUCCAGUCAGCAGCCGAGCAGGAGGCCCCCCCUUGUGCGCAUUAGAUCUUGCCAGCAUUGCAAAUGGUGAAAAAAAUUGUGGAUUGUGCAAAUUGUUCCAAACUUUACGAAUGGCAAUGGCAGUGUUUUCAAUCUAGUUUUCAGCCGUGCCAGUGCAGUUCUGUAAAUAUGGAGAUGUGUUUUGUGUAGUAGGUGAAAUAUUGUAACAGAAAAAAAUAUCGAAAAGUUUACGGCAUAAAAGUGUUUCCUGUGCGUGGAAAGCAGUUGCGUAAAGUUUCUUAUUUUUGUGAAGUUCAGUAUUAUUUUCAUCACUAGCUCUGUGACCCAUAGCGAAAACUCAGCUGUAUAGUGAAAUUGGGUGUUUGUAAUUAUUCGGAUGGCCAUUGUUAUGGUUGGAACCGAGUAGGAGAAAAAUUUUCGCAUCAACUAUUGCAGUACAUACACUAAAGUGAGAAUUUUUAUGGUUUUCGGCAAAAAAUGCUAUUGCUAUUGUUUGUAUUGGGAAAAUGAAUAAAAGUUACAAGUUGUGAAAAUAUAAUUAUGUAAUAAGUUUUAAUACUGUGAUAGUGAUUGAUGAAAUAAAACCAUACUAGUCCAAAGUUACAGAAAAAGUUUAGUAGAAGAAAAAUCAUUGUAAGAUUGGUGCCCUUCGAAGUUGCAUUAUGCUCCUAGAUCUAGUUGGCAUUGCAUAAAAAACGAAGAAUUAAUUGGAAGAGGAAGUAUUCAUAGAACGCCGACAUGGGAGCUCUAGAAACCGUAGCAACCGGAAGGAAAACACGGUUGCAAAAAUAGGGCUGUCCAUUAAAGAAUCGUCGCUCCGGUAAUGAUGCAUCACCUGUUCCGGUCGAGCAACGUAACGACUAAAGCCAGAUGGGACUGCUAUCACAGGCACACGUGUGACCGCAUCGCAAACAAACCAACACCGAAAACCUUCAGUGGAAAAGUAUUCCUCUUGCAGUUGUUAGAAUGGCCCGACGCACACGUAUCGUCUUGAUACUAACCCAGUUACUUCUCAUCGUACGUGUAGCGGAUCAGACGAAAUGUGCUCUAACGUCAAGCUUCGGAAGUCUUGGCGGUAGUAGCGACAGCAGCAGCAGUAGUAACAGCGACAAAAACUCUCUGAUUGGUGAUGGAAACAGAAACAAUCUGGAUGACAUACUACGCUCAUCUGACUAUCCAACUCACAGUGACAACAGCGGAGAUGUAAAUGGUCAUCUCAAAGUGCUGAGUUGUUCUGAUACAGGACUUCGUACGGUCAACGAAGAAUACCUUAGACCGGUAAAUUCUUAUAAAGGAGUUCUGUUGGAACGAGUUCCGGUUGAGAAUGCCAACAGUGAUUAUCUGGCGUUUAAAAAUGAAAACUAUCUAGAGAUAGUAAGAUGGAGUGAAAGUAAUGUUACGGAACGACAGCUAGAACUGACGUUUGGACGAGAGGACAAAAAGUACACUAAUUUAAAGAUACUAGACUUAAGCGAGAAUAAUCUUAAAAACCUAAGACGAGAAUAUUUUAGUAAGCUCGUAAGACUAAAACUGUUGAAACUAUCCGAGAAUCAAUUAAUCAAUCUUCCAAGCGAUAUUUUCUAUGACUUAAUAAAUUUAGAAGAGUUGCAGCUACAGGAUAAUAAACUGAACGAGAUAGUACUUGGUUUACUCAAACCCUUGAAUCGAUUGAAAGUUUUGAACUUAUCGAACAACACUAUACAUGAUCUUCCACGGAAUAUCUUCAAUGGGUUAAACAAUCUAACCGAUCUGUACAUGUCCAACAACCGCCUGUACGUGGUUCCAUUUCAAAUCUUCAAGGAGCUACGCGCUUUAGAGGUUCUGGAUGUAUCCAACAAUAUGCUCGUGUCGUUCCUGGAUAACUUCUUUCUAAUCAACAAACAGCUGCGCGUACUAAGACUGAAAAACAAUAUUAUCGAGAAGAUCUCGAAGAGCGCCCUAUAUGGCUUGAAGAAACUCCAAAUGCUGGAUCUUUCAUCGAACAAACUAGUGUUCAUCGAUCGCAAUGCGUUCGAUACACUGGAAAACCUGAAACAACUAUACAUCAACAACAAUCAGAUCUACAUUCUCCCAUCGACGGUUUUCUCGGCGUUGAAAAAUGUGCAAACGAUCAACCUGAGCAACAAUGUGAUGCGUACACUUCCGAACUCGAUUUUCUCUAGCCAGUUCAAAUUGGAACAACUAUUCCUAGAUGCCACAAAUUUGGAAUUCCUAAGCAAUUGGGUGUCCCGUCACAACAAUACCAUCAACAGAGAUAUUCUGCGAAAUCUGAACUACUUGUCAAUCCGCAACAACACUCGUCUGAAGGAGAUUGAGCCUUGCGUUUUCCGCAAUGUUCCAAAUCUUGAGACUUUGCUGCUAUCAAAUAAUAGACUGACAAGCCUACCGAAAGAAAUCGGUGAGCUAACGAAACUGCGCUACCUGGACGUCGGUAACAACGACAUCAUGUAUAUCCCGGAACAAAUCCGAAAUCUGCACCAACUGGAACAAGCCAACUUUCUAAAUAAUGACUACGGUUGCGAUUGUCACAUGUACUGGAUUCUAAGCUGGAUCGAUGAGCUGCAAGCAGCGAACAACUCUCAGAAGGUCUACGAUUUGCUGCAACUAUCCGAGCUGAAAUGUCGCAACGGGUAUCCAGGGGACAUUGUACGUGUGUUGCAGCACAUCAAUUGCUUCAAACCGGAGCUGCUGCAAUCCUCGGACAGCAAGAUGCACUUGCUCAAGUCGGAUGCCGUGCUGGAGUGUGUAUUUACCGGCAAUCCACCGCCCGAUAUCAUCUGGAUAACCCCGAAGAACGAAAUUCUGCGCCACAGUCAUGAGCAGGACCACAAAUCUCUGCUGUUCGAAUCGACGAGCGAAAGUACCCCGAACAAGUACCAGCAGUCGGUCGAGUUCCAGAUGCUCACGGCUGAUAACGUAAGCGGAGACGGUAUUCUGCAGCAGAAGUUAGGCAUGGGAAUAACGCUGUUGGAAAAUGGCUUCCUUAGAAUUCAUAACAUCUCGCGUCGAGACAGUGGACUGUACACUUGCUAUGCAUUCAACAUUAUGGGGAACGCUACUGCUGGCAUCAGAUUAUACAUCGAUCCAAUCGUGUUCUAUCGAGUGAAAAUCGGCAGCAUCAUAACCGGAGCCAUCUCGGCGGCCACCUUCCUCGCUCUGACACUGAUCUUCCAGGGGAUCCGACGGGUGUUCAUCCGAUUCCGCAUUAUCGACCUGAUCUGCCAGAAUUGCUGUAGUUACUGCUACCGGAAUGACAAGUCUUCGUCCAAAACGCGCCAAAUCUACGCCAUGUUGGACAACAUCGAACACUACAAGAGCCAACAGUUGGAGCGCCUGAGAGAAAAUUACACCCAGCAGGUGCAUCGAAUCAAGGAGAACUGCGCCCAACAGGUAGAAUGGAUUCAAGGCAGUUAUUCAACGCAAUCCAAACAUUUACGGGAGAUUCGUGAUAUCGGUACCCAUCACCUAACCACCCUAAGAGAUCAGUAUUAUGACCAGCAAGCAUCCGACAGAAGGGAAAAUUUAUAUCAUUCAGUCUUUCUCAACAGCAGGAAACAUAUGGUGCGCCGUGUUCGUGAUUAUUCCACCGGUCAGCUAAACUGGGUUCGUGAGAAUUACGUUUUUCAGCGGAACAAGAUUCGCAAAUUUAGCGCACACCAGGCGCUGCGACUUCGCGAAGGUUACAAGUAUCAGCAGCAGACGUUGAACAAAGUGCUGGAGAAUCUACCCAGUUUCUACUUCGAAAAUUGUCGCGGUCGGAACGAGGACGAUGAAGAGUUUGACGGUUUCGAAGUCUACCUGAAAGCCAAAAUAGAGAAACUAUCGCAGCUGGAUGCGGCCGCCGCUGCAGCCGCCAUCGCCAAUGCAUCUCUCGCAUCGAAACAUGGUCUGCCGCUUGGACCGGGUAAUCUCAAGUAUUUGGAAAAUCUUUCCUCGAAGAGUGUGGACGAGAGCAAAGCUUCGGUAUACUUCACUCCGAAUGACGGUCACCUGAGCCCGGAACCGUCGUUGCAGCUGCAACUGUCUCCGAUUCAUAUCAACUAUAUCAACGACGGAACAAUGGAUGACGGGAAUGGUUUCGGACCAGCCGUCAUCGGUGAUACUCCGCGAUCAUUCAAAUCGGUCGUUGGUGGGUCAGCGCUCGGCGAAGGCAGUGGGAUGGCUGUGCGGUCGAUUUUAAAACCAGCGACUAAAUUUGUCUACGAUAAAAAUGUUCAGAAAUAUCGAAAAUGUUAUCAACCGAACCGGUUGAAUGGGGGUUACAAUGGAGGUGAGAUGAUUGAGACUGUAAAAUAUGAUUGUUACAAUGAUGGCUUAGCAGGGUGCGGUGUGGAUUCGUGUGAGGAUGAGGGUAACUUUAGUAUGAGACAGAACAGAAACCACAAGCGGAAAAGAAAAGUAAAAAGAGCUGCAACGGGCGGAAAGCAGCUUUGUGAGUACGAAACGCUGUUGAUGAAAAAUCUUUCCGCUGAUCCAAAGGAAGGUCAUUACAAGAUCAUACAUGUGAACAAGCUGGGCGGUGGUGGUGUAGGAGGAGUUUGUGGAUUGGGAAGUGGAUGGAUGGCAGGACGAGCAGCAACAAGAAGAAAACCACAGAUGAACAAUGAUUAUUGUUAUUCGUUGGAGGACAUGAUUCAGGACAGUAAUGAAAAGAUUCGCAAGUUGAUAUACGAUUCUAAAAUAGACAUUAUGAAUGAGAUGAUAACAGGAAAUAGUAGUAGAGAUAAGGUUAGUAGUAAUAGUACGAGCUACAAGAGUAACUUGAAUUAUGAGGGUAGCGAAAGAGAACGAUGUGUGAAUGUGAUAGUACAGAAUGCCACCUCGAGGGCGUUGAUGGCGGCGACUCCCAGCAGUAGUAACAAUAGUAGCAACAGUAGUAAUAAUAACAGCCAGGGAAACAGUGGCCGGGGCAGUCGAGAUUUAACUUCUACGACGCAAAACCUUAACUACCACCAGCCUUUGAAAAAAAUUCACAAGCUACACUUUGAUUCCAGUACAAACCGUAUCCAACAGAGCACCAGUCUACCGGAGAUCUACUACGGAUGCUCUUCCUCUAGUUCCAGCUCCACGCUGAUACAUAACUCAACCUGUAAUCCACACACAAUGGCCUCGAACAAAUCGUCCAAUCAGUCGAUUGUUCAUCAGCAUACAAACUCUGGCGCACCGUCGACAGCCUUUAACGAGGCCAAACAUCCCCCGCCACAGCCGCAGUCGCUGCCCAGCAGUUCCUACCCUCAGCCAAAAGUGCAUGGUAAACAUGUGAUCCUGGCAGUGGAAAACGGUCGCGAAAAAGAAGACAAAGAUCCUUCCAUACCAGAAUCCUGAAUACCGGAAUAUUUCGUAACCACCAAUGCCGCCAAGUAAUUCGUUUCCGCGUUAUAUACGAACGUAGAAACCGUGGGUAUUGUUAGAGAAAAAGAGAGUUUCUAGCUCACGAUUUUAUCGUACCUACUCUUAUGGUAUUCAGUAUCAAGUAAACAUUAAUCGAUUUCACAAUUUACGAUUCAAUUGAGUACUAUGUAAAUAUAAUUAUAUUUGCCGAAAUUUAGUUUCUUUGAAUGAAUAAUAUUUCCUACUUGUGUAAAUGGGGUUUUGUAGAUCACAACAUGGUUUUGAUAAAGUGUAAACGUUGGUAUGUAAUGCACAGUGACGUAGAAUCUUUCAUUUGGUCGAACGUUUCGUUAGGCUAAUUUUCACUAAUUUAAACAAAUUAUGCGAAUUUCCGAUAGAGGAAGGAAAGACAUUUUAAUAUAUUACUACACGAAGUAAAUGGAGUUCUUAACUAGAUGCUAGAUUUAUAUACUAAAUCAUACCAACCAAUCAACUAAUAAAAAAAAUCAGAUGACGCGAAAUAUUGCUGCAAGGUAGUAGAACUAAAAAGAUGUUACACUUAUCAAAAGGAUUAAUGAAACUCAAAUAAAAAAAGUUGUGCAGAUGGACAGAUAAAGAGAAGGUAUUCAAAAAAUCUUUGAAAAUAACCAAUGAAAGAAUCUGUUUAUUGGUUAAUGUUGAGGAUAAAAAAAUCACAAUCCAGAGAAGUCAUCUGAUUAUUAGGAAAGGAGAAUUCUUAUACAACAAACACUACACAAAGAGCGAAAUGAGCAAAAAAUACAAUAAAAAUAAAAUAAAUUUAAUUGGAUAUGAGAGUAGAAGACAGAGAAAAUAUAUCAAAUUUAACUAUCUAAAUAAUAAUAUAA
Messenger RNA from Malaya genurostris, 6306 nucleotides. RefSeq lists its product as uncharacterized. Bases 1076 to 5434 code for a protein of 1452 amino acids. NCBI's taxonomy places the organism in Eukaryota, Metazoa, Arthropoda, Insecta, Diptera, Culicidae. The record is from RefSeq and is a predicted model, not a curated record. The transcript is spliced from 7 exons. Gene Ontology annotation, molecular function: protein binding.